UACAAGAGCGUGCAGAUCAGGACACACACUUGGUCACGUGACUACCAAAGGUAUAUAAACUCGACACCAGUUCGACGUGGUCAUGUCAUCUUGCUGCGGAUAAUUUUGUGUGUUUUGGAAUAUUUAGGACAUUUUUCAAAAUGAAGACUAGCUAUUUCUUGGUGGUUCUGGUCGCCCUGACCUUGGUUCCCGAAGACGUGGACGGCUGGUUCUUCCGGUCCGUGCGAAGAAUUCGCAUCAGCCCGUACCACACGCUCGGCUGUAUGGCGGCCUGUAAGUGGGCGAGGAGCUGGGCGUGUAAGGUCUGUAAGAGGAAGAGGGGGCUCGACCAACAUACCGCUGAUGAACUGGAUGACGAGGCCUUGGACGUUCCUAAAGUUCUGCAAACCCUUGACGUGAACGGAGAUGGUUUCGUCGAGCUGAGCGAAAUCGCUCAGGUGACCGGUCUGAAAGUGGGCAACCCAGUUUUCGUGAAGAGAUUCCACAAGGCUGAUCUCAACGGUGAUGGCAAACUGGAUAUUCACGAGUUGGAAGCUUUCAAUUUCGAGAACAAAAAGGAAUUUUUGGAAGCCAUUAAGGAUGACGAUGCUGAUGACUCUGAUGACGUCACAUUUUAGUCGGGUCUUGCGCGGUUUUCGAACACUGUUCAUCCGAUGUAAAUGGGUUAUGGAUUUUUAAAAUAAAAACAUGAACUACA
Molecule: messenger RNA, 697 nt
Organism: Gigantopelta aegis
Lineage: Eukaryota; Metazoa; Mollusca; Gastropoda; Neomphalida; Peltospiridae
Product: EF-hand calcium-binding domain-containing protein 1-like
Exons: 5
Coding region: 141-617 (158 amino acids)
Molecular function (GO): calcium ion binding
Source: RefSeq, a predicted model, not a curated record